This is a messenger RNA of Paramuricea clavata, 852 nucleotides long. The record is from the annotation of a GenBank genome assembly. NCBI's taxonomy places the organism in Eukaryota, Metazoa, Cnidaria, Anthozoa, Malacalcyonacea, Plexauridae.
AACAUUAAUAUUUCAUUACACUUUUCCGCGCCUCAGUUUCCGCGCUAUUCUGUUCUGUUCUAUUCGGUUUGGGGGCAAAAAUGCUGUCUUUUACAGCUUGCCGUUUGCCGAAAACGCUUUUAAACUACAGUAAGAGGAAGAAAGAACCUUUGGCGUAUAUAGUUUACCGGUUGAUGAGCGAGGAGUCGUUUAAAAAGCCAAGACUUUGGAGCGACGGAGGGAGCCAUGUUCUAUACUCGAAUGACAAUAUAGGCGGUUGGCAGAAAGAUGACUCAUGGUUGCUAAACGGCGUCGAUUUAAACAAUAUUAAAUCCCAAAGCCUCAAAGGUUUUAAAGAUUCAAACGAAGACAGAAUAAAAGUGACAGAGUUAUCGCCAGAUGUUGUAUUCCUUGGCGUUUUUGACGGGCAUGGCGGGUCCUUUGUCGUGGAUUUUGUACAAAACAAUUUAGAUUUGUACGUGAAGAAUUUUCUAGAUCAGGGCCAUUGUUCGCUUACUACGGCAUUACGACGAGGUUUUAUCGACUGUGAUAUGGCAUUGGCUCGAGAAUUGGAAACAAAUGGUGUGUUUUUGUUUUGGUAUUUACAUUAAGUUAAUAUAAAAUGCAAUAUGUCACGCAUUCUUUUACAACCUUUUCUAAAUAUUUAAGGCGUACUGUAUUAAAUUGGUGUUAACUGUAAUGGUAUCCCAGCUUCUAUAGUGUAUUAUUGGCGAAUCCAAAUACAUAAAUAUUUAACUGGGAAAUCGAAAAUAUGUGCAAUAUAGUUGCAUAGAACAUGUGCAUCGAAUAUUUAUUUAUAAAUGCCAAUCAUAUAGACCUGGUUUCCAUGACACUGAGACAACAGAGCGGGAC